Messenger RNA from Papaver somniferum (opium poppy), 1908 nucleotides. RefSeq lists its product as uncharacterized. Bases 205 to 1629 code for a protein of 474 amino acids. The transcript has a single exon. Lineage: Eukaryota; Viridiplantae; Streptophyta; Magnoliopsida; Ranunculales; Papaveraceae. The record is from RefSeq and is a predicted model, not a curated record.
GUGGCUAUGUCUGCUACAUUGGACAUUCAAAAUAAAAAUAAAAUUAGUUCAUUAGUCAGAACACGUAACUUGCACUGCACGACCUUUUCUGAUUCUUGCAUUUUCUAUUUAAGUUUGGAAGCAUAAGCCAUAUUUUGAUACCCUUCUUCAAUCUCCACAAAUAAAUUCAUUAUUAUAAUUUUAUCUGAAUUUAUCAGUCACCAAAUGAAUCCUGAUACUACCAAAGCUAUUCGACAAAUCUCAAAAUGCACCAUCAAACCACACCAAGUCACGGGAGAAUCAAAACGACCAACCUAUUUGACUCCAUAUGAUCUAUCCUUUUUCAAUUUUCAGUACAUUCAAAAGGGUCUUCUCUUUCGGAAACCCGUGCCUUCAUUAGAAGAUCCAACCCCAACCAUUACCUUCAUCCAUCAGCUUAAGCAUUCUCUGUCAAUGACAUUAACUCAUUACUACCCUCUUGCAGGUCGUAUGGUGACACAAAAGCAAGAAAAUCCACCAUUUUAUGGAAUUUAUGUAGACUCCAGCAAUGACUCUGUAGGAGCUGAGUUCGUUCAUGCUGCUGUAGACAUAACUAUGAUGGAUAUUCUUACCCCAACCGAUGUGCCUCUAAUCGUCCAAUCAUUUUUUGCUCUUGACGGAGCUAUUUGCCAUGACGGACACACCGAGCCUUUGUUGGUGGUACAGGUGACAGAGUUACUGGACGGCAUUUUUGUGGGAUGCACUUUUAACCAUGUUGUAGGUGAUGGGACUUCUUACUGGAAAUUCUUUCAUGCAUUUGCAGAAAUCACUAGGAACCUAAGAAAAGCAGGCAAACAUGACGGCAGUAUUUCUUGUACACCUAUUACUAAACGCUGGUUUUUGGAGGAAAACGGAGAUCCAUUCCUCAUCAACCUUCCAUUCUCUGACCAUAAAGAAUUCAUCGAAGAACGAUAUGAACGACCACUUCUCAGAGAGAGAAUGUUCCAUUUCACUGAAGAAUCAUUGGCAAAACUCAAAGCUAAAGCCAAUGAAGAAUGUAACGCAAAACAUGUUCAAAUCUCUUCUUUUCAAGCCAUAUGUGCUCUUGUAUGGAGGUCAAUAACACGGACACGCCAUCUUAAUUCCGAUAGAAUAACAAGCUGCAGGUUACCAAUUGAUGAUAGAUUGAGAUUGAACCCACCUCUUUCUGGAAACUACUUUGGUAAUUGCGUUCAAUCAGUUUCUGGGACUACAACUGUUGGGGAGCUAUUACAGCAUGGUAAUGGAUGGGCGGCAUUGCUUUUGCACGAGGCUAUAAAGGAACAUACCGAUGCGAAGAUCCGAGGAUUGAGAGGGGAGUGGAUGAAGAAACCACGUAUAAACCAGACUAGGCCGAUUUUUGAUCCGGCUAAUGUAAUGAUGGGAAGUUCACCUAGAUUUGACGCUUAUGGUUGUGAUUUUGGGCUGGGAACGGCAGUGGCUGCACGUUGCGGAUUUAAUAAUAAAUUCGAUGGCAAGGUGACAUCAUACCGUGGUCUAACAGGGAUAGGAAGUGUGCUGCUCGAGGUUUGUCUUCCACCUGAAUCAAUGAGUGCACUUGAAUCUGAUGAAGAAUUCAUGGGUGCUGUAUCUCCUCAUGAAAUUCAUUGGCAAUACCUUCCUUAUGUUUGAUUAGCUUAGGUAGUGGUGCCACGCUGCCAUUGUGUUUCAGCCUAGUCAACAGGAUGAACGAAAACAAAAGGAAAUAAAGAAUCAGAAAUUCCAAUGAGCAUCAUUUGCAUUAUGUAAGCGAGUACGUUUGCAUUAAGACUUUUAGCUUUUGAAGUUACUUUCUGUGAUUUGUGUUUUACGUUUUGUAAUUGAAGAAGUUAAACAGGCAUCACCAACCAACCACCAUAGACUGGGUAUUGUGUAUUCAUUGUUUAAUUGAUCAAAGACUUAUUGCCAGAA